Molecule: messenger RNA, 9070 nt
Organism: Pogonomyrmex barbatus (red harvester ant)
Lineage: Eukaryota; Metazoa; Arthropoda; Insecta; Hymenoptera; Formicidae
Gene: Ca-alpha1T
Product: Ca[2+]-channel protein alpha[[1]] subunit T
Biological process (GO): calcium ion import; calcium ion transmembrane transport; membrane depolarization during action potential
Cellular component (GO): neuron projection; voltage-gated calcium channel complex; plasma membrane
Molecular function (GO): low voltage-gated calcium channel activity; voltage-gated sodium channel activity
Source: RefSeq, a predicted model, not a curated record
CGAUGCGCCGGGCACCGUCGUCGUCGUGAACCACGGCCGCGAUCGCGCGGCGUUCAGCUGCUAGCUACCACCACCGCAUCCUACAUCCGCGCUCGAGACUCGCCUCGCGGAGCGACAACAGCCUACGCUAGUGGCCGCGUGUUCGCGCGACCGACGUCGCGGUCGAUAGACCCGCGCCUGAUAAAAGAGGAGAUACAGCCAAGUGGAGGAUACCCGGAAGAAGAGAAGGUGGAGGAGGAAGAAGAGGUGAUGGUGAUGAUCGUGCUGGUGGUGGUGAGGUGAAUUAAUUCUAGGCCACGCGCUUCACGUGCUUCUCUUCCAAGACCUGAGACUCGUCGGAAGCUCUUCUCCCGAGAAGGAUCUCGCGUAUCCUCUGCAUUGUGUGACCUCGUGGCGAAGAUCGCGGCGCUACCAUCCUCUGGGGACACCGCGAUAUCGGGGCAAGGUUAUUGCGCGCUCGCCACCUCCCCAGGUGAGAAGCGCAGGUGAGAGGAAUUACCGGGCAGGCGCGUCGAGAGAUGCACGGCAACUCCGCACUUGGGUCCGUUACCUCUUCGGCUCCGGUGUAAGAUGCGAUCGGCAGGCAUCCGCUCGCAACGUCGAUCGCGACAGUGCGGAGCAACGCGCGUCGAUCGUUGGGAUUAAAACACGUUCGGAUACAUCGCGAACAUCGGAAUAUUCGUCGCUGUAUUCCGCAACGGAAAGAUUGGCGUACGAGAUCGAGAUCGAGAGCGCUAAGCAUCCCCGAUGACGCCGUCGGGAACAACCGAUCGUUCGCGCGAUUAGUCGAACAGCGUGCGUGCGGGGAAAAAAGACCGAAUGCACAGCAAGAUCGGGCAAUGAGAAUCUCUUCCCGAACCGUCGAGGAGUCCCGGAACCUCACACAGCCCCGGGCGCCGAGGAGGCCACGACAUCGUUGAAGGCCUCCGUAAUCGCCAAAGAAACGCCGCGUUCGCGAGAGAGAGGCACUCGAGGGACUCGAGGAUGUCGCUGCACUAUCCUCAGGGAUACCGGUACCGAUCCGCGUCGAAGGCGGUCAGCGGGGUCGGGGUCGGCGAGCAAAGCUCCGACAGCGACGUGGCGGAGCUCAGCGACCUCGAGGAUGACGAAGACGAGGAUGGGGUUCGCGAGUCCGCCGUUAGGCGAGCAGUCGAAGAGGAGGACGACGAAGAUCAUGAAAACGACGUGGACGACGAUGACGAGGAAGAUGACGACGAGGAUGACGAGGAUGAUGACGAUGAGGACGAGGAGGAGGAAGGCGAGGGUCUACCCUAUCCAGGCUUCAUUCCGAUCGCUCUCAGAUAUCUCGACCAGACCACACGACCGCGCAACUGGUGUCUCGCGCUGAUUACUAAUCCGUGGUUCGAAAGGGUGAGCAUGAUGGUGAUUCUUCUGAACUGCAUCACGCUCGGGAUGUACCAACCAUGCGUGGACGACCAGUGCGUAACGAAUCGAUGUAAAAUAUUGCAGAUGUUCGAUGAUAUCAUUUUUGCCUUCUUCUCCCUGGAGAUGACCAUAAAGAUGGUGGCAAUGGGAAUUUAUGGUAAAGGAACUUAUCUCGCGGAUUCUUGGAAUAGAUUAGACUUCUUUAUAGUGGCGGCUGGCGCUUUGGAAUACUGCCUAAACGUGGAAAAUAUGAAUCUGUCAGCCAUCCGAACGAUAAGGGUAUUAAGACCGUUACGUGCGAUCAAUCGAAUACCAAGUAUGCGGAUAUUGGUGAUGCUGCUGCUUGACACUCUUCCUAUGCUGGGCAACGUCUUGUUGUUGUGCUUCUUCGUCUUCUUCAUAUUUGGUAUCGUCGGCGUGCAACUAUGGGAGGGCAUAUUACGCCAACGCUGCUUCCUCAAGGCUCUGCCCAAUGUCAAGUAUCCCGAUGAUCUGGAGAAAUAUUUCGAGUAUCAGGGUCAAGAUUACAUUUGUUCGCGUCCCGACGACAGCGGGAUGCACUCCUGCAGUAAUCUGCCGCCUCUCAAGUUUGGGAACGUGGUGUGCAACAAUACCGCAGUGCCAAACAGUAACAUCACGUUUAUCAGCAACGAUACCUGCGUUAAUUGGAACUACUACUACACGGAGUGCAAAGGCCAGGGCAACAAUCCAUUCCAAGGAACAAUUUCGUUCGAUAACAUUGGUCUCGCCUGGGUUGCCAUAUUUCUUGUAAUUAGUCUGGAAGGAUGGACGGACAUAAUGUAUUACGUGCAAGACGCCCACUCGUUCUGGGACUGGAUAUACUUCGUACUCCUGAUAGUCAUCGGCUCGUUCUUCAUGAUCAACCUCUGCCUGGUCGUAAUCGCGACGCAAUUCUCGGAAACGAAGAAGCGGGAGAUGGAGAGGAUGCGGCUGGAGCGCGCGCGUUACCAUUCGACCUCGACGCUCGCCUCGUCUACGAAUACCUCGGAGCCUACUACUUGUUACGCCGAAAUCGUCAAAUAUAUCGCCCACCUCUGGCGACGGGGUAAACGAAGACUGAUGAAGAGAUAUCGCCUGUGGUUGUACAGGAGACAGCAGAAGCGCGAGCAAAAUCUGCUCAAAGAACAGCAGAAUCAAGCUUUUCGUUCGAACACCACUGCUGUUGGGCCGAAUCGCGUACCGGGCGAUAGAAGACUGCAUCACGGGAGGUGUCCGCGACUCCUCGCCGCGUUAGAAUAUGCGGAACAACAGCAACAGCAGCAACAACAGGUCGUGAGCGGUCAUGGCGGAUCCGUUGCUGAUUUCGCUGCGAUCACAUCCCCGACGCAAUCGAUGGUAGCAAUCGCCGCUCCCACGACCGUCGGCAAUAGCGUCGGUGGUAGCGGAAACUCGGACACAGCACCCCGAGCCAGCCCCGAACUUUCCGAAGCCGAGGCUUCCACGAACAUGUGCCACAGAUUGAGCGUUCAUCGCACCUCCUCCGCGUCCUGCAACGGAAGUGACAACGUCGUAGGAAAUGCGGCCGAGACGAACAGCACGUUGUUGAGUCCACCAUGUACGCAUUAUCGGAGAAGAAGCAGCGUAAUGUUUAGCGACGUGGUACUGCUCCAUGGCAGCAAUAAUGUCGGGAAUGCGUUGCAGCCGGGGAUGACGGUGACGCCGGGCGAACGCAACGUCUGCUCGAGCGAGAAGAUGACACAGACGGGCGAUGGUAACGUUUGGUCCAGUCCGCUGUCGGACCAUGCACAGAUGCAAGUCGAGCUGGGUGGUAACGAGGCUAUGACGUGUCAAGAAUUGCUGGCUCUCAGCGGUGCCCUCAGCGCUGCUCUACCUACUGGCCAAUUAGCGCUCGAUUCUUUUCUAAAUUCUCUCACAAAAGGUAUAACGGAUCGUCACAUCACAUUGGAAAAACGCACACAGUGGUUGACAUCCGACGUUGACAAUUGUUCCUGUUGUUGCGAGCUGCAGGGAGGCGAACAGUGGCCGGACGAGAAUGAAAAGUGGCAAAAGUCUUCGCGGCCCAAACGGUUCCUGAGACGUGCCGGCAACUGCUGCAUCUGCACCUUGCGUUGUAUAAGACGGUGGAUCAAGAAACUUGUUGAACACAAAUACUUCCAGCAGGGUAUUCUACUGGCAAUCCUCAUCAACACAUUGAGCAUGGGAAUCGAAUAUCACAACCAGCCGGAACAAUUAACAGUGGCUGUUGAAAUAAGCAAUAUUGUAUUCUCGGCGAUCUUUGCGGUGGAGAUGUUGCUUAAGGUAAUAGCAGAAGGUCCAUUCGGUUAUAUCAGUAAUGGCUUCAAUGUCUUCGACGGCAUCGUCGUCAUCCUAAGCGUCGUCGAGCUCUGCCAGGCGGUCGUGGAGGAACGUGGCGGCAGUUCCGGUUUGAGCGUCCUGCGCACCUUCCGCCUCCUCAGGAUCCUAAAGCUUGUGCGAUUCCUGCCCAAUCUGCGACGUCAGCUCUUUGUGAUGCUGCGCACCAUGGAUAACGUUGCCGUAUUCUUUUCUCUUUUAGUACUUUUCAUCUUUAUAUUCAGCAUCCUAGGGAUGUACCUGUUCGGGGGUAAGUUUUGCAUGUGGGCGGACCGGAGUCGGCCCUGCACCUGUGCCGAGGUGGUCUCGCGGCACCCAUUGUGUCGCUGUGAUCGCAAACAUUUCAACGACAUCGUCUGGGCACUAGUCACUGUCUUUCAGAUUCUCACGCAAGAAGAUUGGAACGUCGUCCUCUUCAAUGGUAUGCAGAAGACAUCUCAUUGGGCUGCACUUUAUUUCGUAGCGUUGAUGACCUUCGGAAAUUAUGUUCUCUUUAAUCUUCUGGUCGCUAUUCUCGUUGAAGGCUUCUCAUCGGAGAGAAACGAGAGGAGAGAACGAGAGCAGAGAGAAAUGGCGAAGAGACUCGCUGCAAAAGAGGCUGGAAUGGGCAGCGAAGACGGAUCGUCGAGAGUAUCAGGAUCGCAUUCGAUCUCUGACAGCGAUACGUAUACCCAGGAUCAAAAGAACUCGUGGCAGAGUGCAGAAGAGCUUAGAAAAUACAAGGACAACAGGGAGAAGCAAAACAGCGCGUGGAAGCAACGGAUCGAUGAACCCAAGUGUAAUAUCCAAAAAGAGAGCAAGAUGAUGGGUGUGGCGGGUCAGCCGCCGAUAAUCACUCAUACGGCGGCUACUCCUCAAGACUCUCCGAACACCACGUUGGACGUCGGCUACAGAGACCUCAAUUGCCGAGCAGUUUAUCCGGCUGCUGCCCUUUCAAUCGAGUCCAUCGAUCGAUCUGGCAGUCAGUGCAGUAUACCCUCGGGAUUGCUGAAGCUACCUGACGUAUCCAACAAAAUACCGACGAAUAACUUAAUAGCCGGUCAAUUCCCGAGACGCAUCAGCCUCGUUACGGCCGUUGUUAAUCCCUCAGCGAGAGACUCAAGUUCUAGCCCGCCGAGGGUGCAAAGAGGAUAUUCGUGGCGCUUGUCACGACCAUCUUUACGGAGGAAACGAUGGUCGCAAAGCGAUGACGAACAUGCCGGUCACACUACUGUACUUAAUAAUGGACGCAGUACUUUUGUUGGAUCCAAUCCAACUUUUAAUGGCGGUUAUUUACACGGUUCGAUAAGAAACGAUACACAGCGUGACGCACCCAAUAAUCGAACUACCGUCCUGACAAGCAAUAAUCGUAGUUUGAGUCCUAACAAUUCGCUCGAAAGCCAUGGCCCAUGGUCGAUUCGUCGUUACACAGUUACGCCUAAUCAAAUGCGAUGGAUCGGCGAGCUUUCGCGAAGAAAUUCGCUGCGUGGAUACGAGAAUGUCCAGACAUCUACGAGGAAGACGCUACCAUUGGACGAGAUGCUUGCGCCGUCUUCGACUCCACGCACGAUCAACAAUCUCUCGAUGGAGACUGGUCCACUGCCGAGAAUUAAGCGACUUCAUGAACAAGAAGAGGAACGUCCGAGAAUGGGUGGCGAACAGACUCCGCCAUCGAACAGUCACGGCAGCGCGAGCAGUGUCGAGAGGAUCAAAAAGAUAUUCAUGUUUUUCGAACCUAAGGGCUGCUUACAAGAACGUGACAAUUAUUCCUUGUAUUUAUUUCCACCAAAUAACAGGUUUCGUAUCUUGUGUCAAUGGCUUGUUGAUCAAAAAUGGUUUGACAACGUGGUAUUACUAUUUAUCGGAUUGAAUUGCAUUACUCUGGCGAUGGAACGACCGAAUAUACCGCCGGACAGCCGUGAGAGAAUUUUCCUGUCCACCGCAAAUUACAUUUUUACUGGCGUUUUUGCUAUCGAGAUGUUUAUUAAGGUCGUUGCUACGAGUAUGUUGUAUGGUCCAGAUGCUUAUUUUACGUCAGGCUGGAAUAUCAUGGAUGGAUCUCUCGUUAUUAUUUCCAUAAUUGAUUUGUCGAUGUCAUUACUCUCGUCCAGUAGCCCUAGAAUAUUUGGAAUAUUAAGGGUAUUUAGAUUAUUGAGAUCCCUAAGACCUCUGCGAGUUAUCAAUCGUGCACCUGGCUUAAAACUGGUUGUUCAAACAUUGCUAUCUUCAUUACGACCCAUCGGCAACAUUGUUCUAAUUUGCUGCACAUUCUUCGUGAUCUUUGGUAUUCUCGGAGUGCAAUUAUUCAAGGGGGCGUUCUAUUAUUGUGAAGGCCCAGAUAUCAAGAACGUACGCAAUAAAACGGACUGCCUGGCCGAUAAGCGAAAUGUCUGGCUAAACAGAAAGUAUAAUUUUGAUGAUCUUGGUAAAGCUCUUAUGUCAUUAUUCGUCUUAUCGUCACGAGAUGGAUGGGUGAACAUCAUGUAUACCGGUCUAGAUGCUGUCGGAGUUGAUCAACAGCCUAUCGAAAAUUACUCCGAAUGGCGAUUAUUGUAUUUCAUCGCAUUUAUAUUGCUGGUGGGUUUCUUCGUGCUGAAUAUGUUCGUCGGCGUGGUAGUCGAAAAUUUCCAUAGGUGCCGUGAAGAACAAGAGAAAGAGGAGCGCGUGCGAAGAGCGGCCAAACGCGCGUUGCAGAUGGAGAAAAAGAGACGAAGUGAGUGGCCGCCGGGUCAGCUAGAAAUGCACGAGCCGCCGUAUUACACCCAUUAUUCCAAGUCGCGGCUGUUUGUUCACAACGUCGUGACGUCCAAGUACUUCGACUUGGCGAUCGCCGCCGUCAUCGGUCUCAAUGUCGUCACGAUGGCGAUGGAAUUUUACAUGAUGCCGAAAGCGCUCACAUACGCAUUAAAGAUUUUUAAUUAUUUCUUCACCGCCGUCUUCAUACUUGAAUCUUUCAUGAAACUUGUCGCCCUUGGCAUACAGCUUUAUCUGAAGGAUAAGUGGAAUCAAUUGGAUGUAGGAAUAGUAAUACUAUCAGUAGUUGGCAUCGUGCUAGAAGAGGUCGAAUCCAAAAUCAUUCCCAUUAAUCCUACGAUAAUUCGCGUAAUGCGAGUGUUGCGAAUAGCCCGAGUGUUGAAGCUCUUGAAAAUGGCGAAAGGUAUACGUGCCCUUUUGGACACGGUGAUGCAAGCGUUACCGCAGGUCGGCAAUCUGGGGCUAUUGUUUUUCUUACUCUUCUUUAUAUUCGCCGCAUUAGGAGUGGAACUAUUCGGUCGAUUAGAAUGCAAUGAUCAAAUGCCUUGCCAAGGUCUUGGCGAACACGCGCAUUUUAGUAACUUUGGCAUGGCCUUUCUGACGCUUUUCCGGGUUGCUACUGGUGACAAUUGGAAUGGAAUCAUGAAGGACACGCUAAGAGAUGAUUGUGACGAUGCGGCGGACUGUGUUAAAAAUUGUUGCGUGAGCACUAUUAUCGCUCCGAUAUUUUUCGUGAUUUUUGUUCUGAUGGCGCAAUUUGUACUGGUGAACGUCGUCGUCGCUGUGUUAAUGAAACAUCUCGAAGAAAGUCACAAACAGAUGGAAGACGAGCUUGACAUGGAAACGCAGUUGGAGAGAGAAUUAGCUGCGGAGCAGGAAGAACUUCUUGAGGAGGAAGAGGAGGAUGACAUAGCGAUGAAUAGUAGAAUAGAUGGUGAUGAAGAUGACGAUGAUGAAGAUAAGGAACGUGAGUCGAUGGUGGUAAAUGAGAAAAUACACAUUGCAAGACCAGGAUUAGCCAAAGUACGAUCCUUACCCGCGAAUUUUAUUUACAAUCCACCGAGAGAGAGAAACAUAGAUGAUGCCUCGAUUUCCAUAUCCUUGGACGAGAAACGUCGCAGUUCGUAUUAUCGCAGUUCGAGUUCGAGACCGUCCAAGUUUAAGUCAAAACGCAGACAAACCUUCCAUUCGAGUCAUCAUCAACGAAGGUCACUGCUACCGAUGCACUUCGAGGUCGCUGAAGUCUUUGAAAAACCUGUGAGCAAUUUAAGCGUGCCACGUAUUAUUCCACAACGCAGCUACGCCACAGCUAGUCAAGACAUCAGUCGCGUACAAUCGUCUCAGAAGUUGCAAGCGAUCACCAGUGAAACACGUGAAAACAAAUCUCUGCUGACCGUGAGCAAACCGCCAACUAGUCCCUCGAUAGUUACUUCCAUCGGCUCAAGCAGCACCUUGAGCGUUCCGCCGAAAUUGACCAGUGAUCGUUAUCUCAUGCCAACCCCCGAGAUCUACCCGUCCAAGGCGACGAUGAGUCGCCGGACAUCGAGCGAUACGCAAUCACCAUCGCAAUCGGAUACGAGCGCGAGCGCGGGCGCUGGUACCAGUAGCUCGCGGACGCUCAGCAUCGCGAACGGCUAUGCCGGCGGCAAAGCCCGAUUGGAGGAGCCGAAGCCGAGGAUAGAUGAGAAAAGACGGCCGGCGAUGACGAUGGCGGCGGCGCCUCAAGAGGACCUCGAUGUGCAAUCCGUUAUCAACGAGAGGAGGCCGUCCAAGUUGAAGACGCAGGAUGCCACCGGUGCGUCUACCACCACCAGCAUCGCCAGCGAUCAAUACAGCGCGAUGAUCCGUGGCGAGGGCUACAGCCACAUCUACGUCACCACCGAGGACAGAUCCGACGAAGUCCCGUCGCCGUGCGGUAACGCAAGCGAAAGCACCGGCACCGGCAGUCUGAGUGUCGCCGGUAGUCUCAGUGCCGUCGCCAGCAUCAGCGUCGCCGUCAGUGCCGGUGGAGCGGGCAGCAUCAGCAACGGCGCUGCCAGCCUCAGCGGCAACGGCAACGACAGCGACAGUCGGACCGGUGGCAGCGGCAGCAAUGUCGGCGUGCACAUCGGUGAGGGCGGCGCUAUUGGAUCCGACGUGAGAAUAUAUGUGGACGAUACAGACUCGGCAAGUAGCAGCAACGGGCAACGGCGCGGCGGCAGAUUGCGCGACGACGAGACCCCGGAUGCCUCGAUCACCGGGUCCUCCACUACGACGAUGCGAAACGGGGGUAGAGGCAGUGGCGGCACGGACGAGAGCAAGGAGACACCGUCGGAGAGACCGUCCUCCACCGGUAGAUCAUUAGAUCCUUCUUAAUCCAGGGCAAACGAGCCGAAGUAGUCUCUAGUUAUACGCACAGGAGGUUUCAAAGGGAUGAAACAUAGUACUUAUACAACGUAGUACACUCUAUGGCGGAGACACAUCAUCGUGGAAGAUCACAAGGGAGAUUUGAGAAAGGGCUCUAAGAAAGACUGUAGUGCAUGACAAUAUAGCCGUUAUAUUCUAGUCACUUUGCCGCCGUGAACUUGCCAAAACGAACAAGUCGAGCAUUUAAAGGGAGGUUGAACUUUUGGGAAAA